ACAAAUGUUGGGUCAUUAGAGAGGAUUUCCAAGAUUUAAAUUAGGUUUAAAACUGAUUGAAAUGAUGUUUUUGCUAUAUUUGACAAAAAAAGCAGUUAAAUAUGGAUUAAAACAAUUGGUCUAUCAUCAGUAUUUAAAUAAUUCAACCAAAAAUACUUUGAUUCACGAGUUUCUGCUGUUGUUAUUUUGUCAAAUGUGUUUGAAAUUGGUUUUUAAUUUCACUAAGCAUUAAAAAGUCUUAAAUUUAACUUGUCUUAAAUUGUAGGAACCCUGUAAAUGAAUUAACCAACCCUAUCUAUAUAAAGUGGUGUAUGUAAAACUAGGGAGACGUUCAUAAAUUAGUGAUACAUUAAUAUAGAGUUUUUAAAGCRAACUUUUCAAUUCAUGAAACGAAAACUUAGUUUGUAAUUUUAUAUUUUAUGAAUGCAGUCCCAGCACUUGGAUCAGAGGAAGCCUGGUGUGACUGCAGGCUUCAGCUUACAGAAACAUCAUCCUGGUCAUGGAGAAGCUGCAGGUUCCCAGCAGGAAUAUAAUCUGUGUUACAGAUGAUGAAACUGCAGGUUUAAUCUCUCUGCAGGGGUUGUAAAGGACAGCACUGGCGUUGUUCGUUUUGUUCACGUUUGUGAAUUUAUAAGGUUUGAAUAAACCUUGAAAAGAAGCUUAAUGCUGGGGAUGAAGUGACGCUUUGGUUACGUGCGCCUCGGUCUUUGUUACAGACUCCGCCUCCGUCGCGUGAACGCGCCUUAAGCCGAAUUAGAAAAUUCAGGGUUAACAAAGCCUCCCGAUAUCCUGCCUCGUGACAGCGGUGAUCCGUUCCCCGUUCUCCUCGCCCGGGCGGCUGCUGGCGACGCAACGGGUGCCGCGUCCGACCGUCGCGUCGAGCGGGCUCGGUUCCGCUCCGUUCCGCGGCGCUGGGUUGCGAUUUGAUUAGUAAAUCUAGCAUUGAAACAUCUCGGAUAACUGCGCGCGCUCGCUCCGCCAUACGAGGGGAGAGCAGUCGAACCCAGAAGCUUGGACCACCAUGAUGAUGAUGAUGAGCACAGACAGAGAUUACCAGUUAAUUAGAAAACAGGAAAGAGCACACUUCUUCAGCUCUAAAGAGCAGGACCUCAUUUUGAAGUUGUAUGAAGAGGAGAGAGAGAUCCUGACAGCUAAAUCAAACACCACCAGUGCUUCUAAACUCAGAGAGGAGGCCUGGCAGAGGAUUGCUGAUAAAAUAAAUGCGGUGUCAGACAGUGGCUACAAAAGGUCGUGGCAGCAAGUAAAAGUCAAGCACAAAAACAUAAUCCAAACAGCAAAAAGGAAAAGGGUGGAGGCCAUGAGGGUGGAGGGCGGGUCGGCGAGUCCCUCGCUGAACUCAGCGGAGGACGACGUGUUGCUGGGCAGAGAGAACUCGCUGCGAGUGGAGGUCCUGCCUGGAGGGGCCUGCCUCGGCCCCGUCAGUGGAUCGGAGAGUUCCUUUAUGAGCGCAGACAGAGGACCUAAGAGAUCUUUACUGCAGUUACCUGAAAAAGGAAAUCGAGAACCGCGACCAGGAGAUGGCAUACAGAGCUCUGAAGAUGAAGAAGCUAGAAAAAGAAAUCCUUUUACUGGACAAGCAGCUGAUGUGAUUGAAAAGGGACACCUGACUUCUUUUUCAGACCCUCAUCAUGUGAUCCAAACGACUUCCUGCAGCUGUGCUGGGUGGGCCUUAUCUGUCCUCAGCCCCAUCAGAGCAGAGGCUGUGAUGGUUCGGCUCAGUGCUCACCGGGACACGUGGAGGGCCCGCUCUGAUCCGUGGACGACUUAGUUCUGUUGAAGAACGGGGUCCACACCAGACUGAUUCUGUUUCAUGAUGUUCUCUGCAGGUUUUAGUUAUUUAAAAAAGACCAAUAGUCGACCGUACAGUCUUUGUUAGAAACAUUUUUUAUUUUAGUGUCGUUUUACAUUAAUUCAAAGCUAUGUGGAAAGCAGCCAGUCUGUAGUCGUGACUUUUACUUUUGAACUGUUUCAGGGCCUUUUUUUAUAAUAAAAAAAUAAUCUAGUAUUUUUGUUUAUGACAAAUACAUCACUUUUGUGAAACUUUAGUAAAAUGUGAAAUUACAGGGAAUAUGAGGCUGAAAGCACAUUAGCAUUCAUGCAGGAGAUGGUGUUUGCUUUUGAUAAAUACUGCUCAAGACUUUAUUUCAUUUUUUUUCUAUUUAUAGUUAAAAUAGACAGUGACACAUUGAAAUACAGUUUUUAUUUAAGAACAGGGUAAUAUGUGGCCUGAUUUUACUUUAUAGUCUGUAUUAAAGUAUUUUCGGCAUUUAAAUCAAACUGUUUCAUAUUAUUAAUUUAUUUAAGCUGCUGUAGAUGGAACCUUUGUGUAAUUGUUUUUGAAUGGACUUAUAAUCUGAAUACAGAAUAGUUUUUAA
Molecule: messenger RNA, 2396 nt
Organism: Austrofundulus limnaeus
Lineage: Eukaryota; Metazoa; Chordata; Actinopteri; Cyprinodontiformes; Rivulidae
Cellular component (GO): nucleus
Source: RefSeq, a predicted model, not a curated record